This is a messenger RNA of Schistosoma bovis, 1348 nucleotides long. NCBI's taxonomy places the organism in Eukaryota, Metazoa, Platyhelminthes, Trematoda, Strigeidida, Schistosomatidae. The record is from the annotation of a GenBank genome assembly.
GAAAUGUACGGAUAAUUUAUAUGUAUAUACAUAUCAUAUCUAAUUAUAUGGGUGUUAUAAUUAAACCAAUUCUAUUCCGAAUUAUAAAAUCUUAUCAAGUUCCCUUGACAACUUCUUAUCCAUUUAAUACAUCAAGUCAAAUAUUGAUUUUAAAUUCUAAUGAUAUCUAUCGAAAUUUAGCUUUUGAAGAAUGUUUAUAUCAUGAAAGUGAGAAACACUUGAAAUAUUUAAAGGAUAAACCAUCAUGGUUUACAAAAAUUUUAUUAUGGCGUAGUAAUUCUUGUAUUGUAAUUGGUCGAUUUCAAAAUGUUUGGAAAGAAGUGAACAUUCCAUUGUUACAUUCUAAUGGUUGGAAAUUAGCUAGACGUCAUUCUGGUGGUGGUGCUGUUUAUCAUGAUCUUGGUAAUUUAAACAUAUCAUUUAUACAGCCUAGAUGUUAUAUGGAUAGACAGAAAUGUAUGGAAUUUUUACAGUCAGUUUUACAACCAUUAUUAAUUCCUUCAAAUUGCUCUAUACAUAUUGGCAAUAGAUAUGAUUUGUGGAUUUCAGAUAAUCAAACUAAUACAAAUACAUUGCAAAAUAUGUCAAAAAUAUCCGGCUCUUCAUCGAAAUUCGGUGCUAAUAUGGCAUAUCAUCAUUGUACAUUACUUUUUGAUGCAAAUUUAAACAAUUUAUCUGAAGUACUGAAACCAACUUUUAUAAAUUUAAAAACCAAAGCAACUGAUAGCAUUCGAAGUCCAGUGAAAAAUUUAAAUUUAAACAUUGAACUACUUUUAAAUACAAUCAUUGAAGAUGGUUUAAAAUGGAUAUCCAAAAAUGAUUUGAUUACAUCUAACCCUGUUGUAACCAAUAUAUUGGAAGGUCAAGAACAUCAAUUUAUCCAUUCAAUGAAAGAUUUUCAACAAACAUUAACAUUAUCACAAACAUGGUCAUGGAUUUAUGGUAAUUCACCAAGUUUUCAAUUAGCAUUAGAAAAUUAUGAACCUAAUCUAUCUUAUCUUACUAAUCAAUUUGGUUCCCUUGUCAUAGAUUGUAGUCGUGGUGGAGUUUUUAAAUCUAUUGGAUUUGAUCAUUCUCAUAAUUGUAAUAUAGAUCCUUUAUUGAAAGAUUUUUUAUCAGAGUUAACUAUAUGCCUUGAUGGUGCAGAAUGUCGAACUAAUUCAUGGGAUUUUAUAUUGGAUCAAUUUGUAUCUAAGAGACUAAUUCAAUUGAAUGGUGAAAAUAUGUCUAAUGAACAAGUGUUAAUAAUUAAGGCGUUAAAAAUGAUUUCUAGUCUAUUUUAAUACGAUUUUUAUUGAUUAAAAUCAUAUUUCUAGUUUACUUUUAUUAUGGAACAUAUUAUGUACAA